CCCGCCACAAACCACCCCACUAUUGUCGUAGUGUGCCGUACUGCCGACGCGUUGUUAGUUGUGACCAUAGAACAAACAAUAGUUUUUGUCGCUCGUGACAAUAUUAACUUUUCUUGCGUGCAAAUAUUACGACGGCGGCAUAAUAAUAAUAAUAAUUGCAAUUAUUAUACAGUAUUAUUUUAUAUCACUCGCACACGCGCAUGUACAGUAUUCAAUAUUCAGUACAGGCAGUACACUAAUCGGCGCUAAACGUUGAAUACUUUAGCACCCGCUUCAAGUAUCGUGACAAAAACAUCGACUUUACGGGUGAGCAGAUAGUAUUGCUGGAUGGUUUGGACCGUAUUCGUAUCUCAUCCGACACUAAAAUUAAUGGAGAUGGCUCUCGCAUUGAGCGUCCUAUUUCGUGGACAACUGCUUACAAAGUGGCAAUGACUGAUGAUGCUGACAACUAAAUGCUACUGUGAUGUUACUUUAGCUACUGAAUGCUAAAUCUACAUYGACGACCGCAAGGUCUUUUACAACCAAUAUGACGAUACAAACUGCAUUAAGAGCUGUUAACCAUAAUUGCRAGGGAUACAUGCAAUAAUGAUUGCUUCAUUAAAGUUUAUCCGCACAGAAAUUGUUGCAAUGGCCGUUAUGUUAGUGCUGAUGCUGCUAGUCACCACUGCAGCUGCAUCUGUAUUACCAAUUGAACCAGUGGCCACCGCAGAAAAAGGGCCUGMCGGACAGCAGAAAAAACCAGGAGGGAAUGGCAUAUCGUCUAUAGAUCUAUACCACUCGAUGGAGAUGGGCGAACAGGAAAAGCUUGAAAGCCUCGGUAGCAAUGACGACGAGGACGAUAGCGAUAAAGAAAACGGUGACUCGCUGCUGUCCAUGACGAGCGGUGGUGACGACGACAGUGACAUUGAUCAGGAAAAUCUGGCGGAGUUGCUGACUUGCAUGUCGUGUUCCGGCAAGUUGCCUGCGCAGUGGGAUGCUGACAUAGACGAGCAGUCAUACUGUUUGUAUGACGGUGGCCAGCCACUGACUCAAAACAACGGUAAYGUGGAUGAAGAAUUAUAUGUGUGUUCGGGGGCUGUGCGCUGUUGGAAAACAAAAGUGCGUGAAGAGGAUGGCUUUGUGCGUAUCAGUCGUGGCUGUAUGGGCGGUGGACAUGGUGGUGGCCACCGACAUUCAAGCCAAACCAACGCGGAACUGCAUCCUUGUAUGGGUGCUAUUAGUAAUGAUUUGACAACAAAAAAUAAUGAUAGCUCAAAGCAACCUCGGAUCUGGACGUCUUCGCAUACUUUUUCAUCCGCGUCCGCCGGCCAGCAACUGCCACCUACCUAUGCGAUCGAAUGUUGCAAUGGCCGUGAUCGCUGCAACGAUGGUCCGUUUCCAUCAUUACCGGGUGGUGAUUUAUCAGCGAUCGACGACAACGGUUCUCUGCUAGCAGCUGUGACCGGGUGGUGGUGGUUAUCCAUCUUCGUGGCAGCGUUACUAUUCGCCGUUGYUAUUGUGGCUACAUUCACUUUGAAAAAUAGGAAACGGCGAAAAAGAAGUAAAAGUAGCAACAGUAGAAGGAGCAAACGGCGUAAUCGAAGUUCUACGGUUGAUGAUGAUUUUUUGCCCCCACCUUACCAACGAUGGAAUGACAACCAUCAAAAAGAUCACCAAGAAAAUGACUGGACCAGUGGCAGUGGGUAUGGCAUGCCCCUACUGAUUCAACGUACUUUGGCCAAGCAGAUACAACUCCGGCAACUCGUUGGCAAGGGUCGUUAUGGUGAGGUGUGGCGAGCCACUUACUGGAACGGCGGUCACGAGCAAGUGGCGGUCAAAAUAUUCUUAUCAAAGGACGAACCGUCAUGGAAACGAGAGACGGAAAUCUACAGCACAGUUCUGAUGAGACACGACAAUAUAUUAGGCUUUAUUGGUUCCGACAUCAUGACUUCACGCAACUCGUAUACUACGCAGUUACUGCUCAUUACUCACUAUCAUCAGCAUGGAUCAUUGUAUGAUUUUCUGCAGACUCCUGCUGCCUUGGCCGCUGGUACUAUGUGCAAUGGAUAUGGUGUCGACGCUAUUGAUACUGCGGGAGGUCGAAUUCAGCAAAUCGACCGAGACAGACCGCCGCUCACUGUGCGCCAAAUGUUAAAUGUGCUGUACACUGUGGCCAGCGGGCUGUGUCACCUGCACACUGAAAUCAACGGCACGCAGGGUAACGUAAAACCAGUUAUCGCACACCGGGACAUUAAGAGUAAAAAUGUGCUGGUAAAAUGCGCAAAAACGGGUGCGUGUUGUGUAGCAGAUUUUGGAAUGGCCGUGACUAGCCGGGAUACGACGCUCCCAAUUCAAACAACAACAGCCGCGGGUGCUAACCAAAAUACGAGAGUGGGUACAAAGCGGUACAUGGCACCAGAAGUUUUAGAUGACAGUAUUACCACUGCGGCCGCAUUGGCAUUAGCUUCUGCGUCCACUACAGCGACUACAGUGGCAUCCUCUUCAAACUUCUCCACCGACACCAACGAUACACCAAAGUGUAGGUGCUGCAAAAAGUAUUGCCAUGCUGACAUGUACUCUUACGCACUCGUCAUGUGGGAAGUCUUGUCCAGGACUCUCAUCACACCUGACAUUGACGACGUUGGACAAACUAUACAACGACCAAAUGACAAUCAACAACAAUUCGGCACAGAUAACAGAUACAACCCUUACGUGUACCGAGCACCAUACCAAGACCGUGGUGUUGGCUGGGACCCAGGGUUUGAUGACAUGCGCCGUGUUGUAUGCUCUUCUGAUCCUGAACAGAAUCGUCCUGGUGUGGCGGCUGAGUGGUGUGCAAACCCGAUAACAAAUGCUGUAGUGAUGGUAAUGCAACAAUGCUGGUUUGGCAGACCUAGCUCCCGUCUGGAUUCGAUGCGUGUUAAAAAGACUCUAGCUAAGCUCAUAGAAAAAUAUUCCACCAUAGAGACUGAACAGCAGGGCCAUAUUAGCCAAUAGGCACUAUAUAUAUAUAUAUAUAUAUAUAUAUACUAGCACAGCUUAUAUACUUAUAUGUGAACUAUGAUUACUAUUGACUUGAAGUAAUAAAUAACAGUGGCUGUGGUGAAAACUUAACUAUAAUAAAGAAAAUGUAUUACAUUUCUCUACUCCCUCCUCCACUUGUUCAUUCUUACAAUGUUAGUCAUCUAAAUUUUUUAACUAUUACAUGAUGUUAUAUAUAUAUAUAUUAUGUACAAUACUAUU
Molecule: messenger RNA, 3222 nt
Organism: Diuraphis noxia (Russian wheat aphid)
Lineage: Eukaryota; Metazoa; Arthropoda; Insecta; Hemiptera; Aphididae
Biological process (GO): protein phosphorylation; cell surface receptor protein serine/threonine kinase signaling pathway; cellular response to growth factor stimulus
Cellular component (GO): plasma membrane; signaling receptor complex
Molecular function (GO): transmembrane receptor protein serine/threonine kinase activity; ATP binding
Source: RefSeq, a predicted model, not a curated record